CUGCAAAACUGCCGUUGGCAUACGGAACUUACCAAUUUGCAGCUUCAGUCCCCAGGGUUAGAAACAACAAGACCAUAGCAGCCCGUCAUUUUUCAUAUCCUCAUUUCCUUCCAGACAUUUGACAAGAUGUCCGCAAAAGUAGCUACAGCCGCAACCAACAAUCCUCUUCCAGGACUGACCUCCCUUGAUGACCUCGACCUGCCAGACUUUGAUCCCGCAAUCCACCUUGCCUUCCAACCACCUGCUCGUCGCCAUACCUUCCAAGACCUUGGUCUGCCACAGCCAGAGAAUGCGCCCGAUCUCUGCGUCACAGACCCAUUUCCACUCUUCUCAGAAGAAGGAGUGCGCAUGUUGCGCCGCGAGAUGCUGAGUAAACCGAUGCUUGACAAGUAUCUUCGUUCAUGGGAUCGUGCUCCUGCUUACAUUGCGGGUCAUGAGAAGACCGCAAAGUUCACGCUUCAAGCAUGGCAACAUCCCGCGACGCAAGCAGCUAUCGAUCGGGCGGCUGGUUUCGGGUUACAUCUCCUGAGGCGAGAAGCCGAUCUGGGCCUGGUAAACAUCCAGCUUGGUCCUGAAGGUUUACCCGGAGUCUACAAACUCACCGAGACGCCUUCAGCCCCUCUUUCGCCUCAAGAAAUGCAAAAGUCCAGCUACGACGACAUACCAAUUGACUCAUGGCACAAAGACCAAGUCCCUGUCGUUUGCGUCGUCAUGCUCAGCGACACAAGCGGAAUGCAAGGCGGUGAAACAGCUAUCAGGACAGGUGAUGGCUCCAUCGUAAAGGUGAAAAGUCCAACCGUUGGAGGCGCUGUCAUCAUGCAGGGCGGUUGCACAGAGCACGCUGCCUUGCGGGCGACUAAUGUGCCUGAGCGGUUGAGCAUGGUGAGUAGCUAUGCGUUUGCUGAUCCUAACCUGGAUGAUCGCUAUACGUCGCUUCGAAGUGUGGACUUGGGGAAUGAUGAUAUUCCGACUUUUUGUAAUAUUUUUCUUCAGGAGAAGCUGCUUCGUUUGAGGGGGCGUGUUGAUUCAGUUUUGGAGACCUUGGUUGAGAAGGAGAAGAACGGGGAGACUGUUGAGAGGUAUGAGUUUGAAGGAUGGGUGAGGGAGCAGAUGGAAUUUCUUCAACGGAGUGCGUGGGAGAUGUAUGAGAGGGUGCCUAAUUACCUGGGCAAGGAUGUACCGGAGGAUGUUAUACGAGGUUACCUAAGAUGAAAUGGACAAUGGGGAGAAUGAAG
Messenger RNA from Fusarium redolens, 1235 nucleotides. RefSeq lists its product as uncharacterized. NCBI's taxonomy places the organism in Eukaryota, Fungi, Ascomycota, Sordariomycetes, Hypocreales, Nectriaceae. Bases 127 to 1212 code for a protein of 361 amino acids. The transcript has 2 exons. The record is from RefSeq and is a predicted model, not a curated record.